Molecule: messenger RNA, 1652 nt
Organism: Anneissia japonica
Lineage: Eukaryota; Metazoa; Echinodermata; Crinoidea; Comatulida; Comatulidae
Product: DNA repair protein XRCC4-like
Exons: 9
Coding region: 231-1106 (291 amino acids)
Biological process (GO): double-strand break repair via nonhomologous end joining; positive regulation of ligase activity; DNA recombination
Cellular component (GO): DNA-dependent protein kinase-DNA ligase 4 complex; DNA ligase IV complex; nucleus
Molecular function (GO): DNA binding
Source: RefSeq, a predicted model, not a curated record
AUCAAAUACAGUACAAAUUGAAGUUGAACACUAAAAAUUACUAAAAAAGAAUCUACAGACAAUAAAAUCUCGAAUACAAUAAAAACAUGAGGGAUGAUGGGGAAAAGUGGAGGGCAACCAAACGGAUACAAGAACAUUAAAAGGAAUAAAAGACACAAAAGCAAUUGGGAUUAAAACAACCAGUAAAAACAAAGCAUCGGGGACAGGCACACCAAAUCUCUCAAGAUUAUAUGAAGAGUUUGUCUGAGGCCAUUAACAUGAGUGUGGAUGAUUUCACAGAACAAACAAUGAAUGCUAUGACACAGCAGGAAAUGAAACAUUUUCAAUACGAUGUAAAAGAUUGUGGCUUGGAUAGGGUAUUUUAUUGGAAGAAAGUGAUGGCUUCGGGAGAUAUAAAAUUCCAACUUGGUUCGGUGACCCUCACGGCUGUUGAUGAUACUAAUGCAACUACACACGAGCUGUAUAAGUUUGCGAUUGACCAAAUAAAAACCCUGAAAGGAAACAUACGAAGGCUGGAUAAAGAAAAUAGUCGUUUAUCCAAAGAAAGAAAACAAGCAUUGCAACAACUGGAACAAUGUACUACAGCUAAGGAAGACCUUGAAAAUGACUUGUAUUCAAAAUUCCAAGUGAUUGUGAAUGAUAAGAAAGCUAAAAUAAGGCAGCUUCAAGAAGAACUUAAAAAUGUUGAUGGAGGAAGGAAAAGAGAGCAAGAUGAAAGUAAUCAAAGCACAAUGAGAAAUGAUAGUAGCGAUGAACCGGAGGAUGAUGACCAAGAAGAAAUGGACACAGAUGAUGAACUCACAAAUGUGAAAGUGCAGCAGAAAUCAAAGAAACAGAAAGUUGAAUUGACAGGGAAUGAUUCCCUCCUAUUGGACGAUGACGAGGAAGAACCCACAGCUGCUGCUGCAUCAUCAAAAAGAAGAAUACGUAAAACUGCACCAAAAAAACAAUCGGAAUCCUCUGUAAUAUUACCAACAAAAACUGCAAAGCAGACACCAACUAGGACUCCAUCUACUUCCAAGAAUGUACCACAUAUGAGGAGGACAGGAAGUUCAAGAUCAAACCAGUCUGAUCAAGAUCCAGAUGAUUUAUUUAACGAGUUGUAAAUCCUAAAAAUUUAAAUCCUGAACCAUUACUGAGCUGCUCCCACAACUCUUGAAACAGUCAGUGGUUAUUGGUACAUUCUUCAAGAACACUUUUGGGUAUUUUUUUCUGAUAUAUCUGCAUUUUAUAUGUACACGUGACAGUUUACAUGUAUACAUGUGCACUUACAUAAUAUGGUAAGGUUUAUGUUGUCAGGGAUUAGCAGUCUUGUGCCAUCAGUUCUGCCCAUUUGAACCAUCUCUUAAAAACAAAGUGCCAAAAUGUCAUUUAGUCAUUCGAUCUGCUUUCCAAAAUUGUGAUUGAAUUGGCAAACUGCACAUUGAUUCUGACAGAACUCAUAAACAUGUUUAAAAACAUGUUUACAAGUCAGAUCACUGAGUAAUGUCACCAAUUUAAAUUUUAACACCUACGUUAGCACAAGUGACAUGUAGGUACCUGAGUAAGUUGACCUGCCAAUUCGUACUGUCUCUACAUGAUUUCUAUGACACGAAGUUACAAAGGUGUAUAAAACAUGUAACAAAAUCUCAUGUAUCUGUCAUAAAUUUUUU